AUGCUCAACGAGGACUUGAAGGACACAUCCUCCCCAAAGAAGCGAAAGAACGAGGAACCCCACGAAGAGAAUGGUCUACCCUCAAAGCUAACAAUCCCUCCAAAGCAAGGCGUGGCUGCUCGACAGACUGAGAAGCCAGGGAAGAGAGCUCGAGUCUCUUAUAGCUGUUCGGAAUGUCACCGACGCAAGCAAAAGCAUGCCAGUCUCUCACUAACAUCCCUUUCCCAUGUCCAGUGUGUGGCCCGCAAAGUCCCAGAGUUAUGCAAAGGUUAUACACCAGGCAAAAGCGAGAACGAUCUUCACCUGCGCAUUGCUCGUCUGGAGCGAAUCAUCGAGCAAGCAUUACCACAAUUUUCUUUGGAUUCAUUAUCAGAUCAUGGGUCUCCUCCCAACUUUGCGGAUGGAAGGUCACGGGGCAGUAGUCCAGAUGACCCUGCCACCAAAGGUGGGCAGUUGCAGAGUGGUGGAGCCUACUUUGGAAACAGUGCAGUAGGAAGUGUUUCCUCCAUGCAAAUUCUUGAGCAGCUGCAACCCAGUGCUUUCCCCCCAACCCUGGAUGAACCCUCUCCUUCCGAUAACCUCAAGUCUCUUGUGCAAGAAUGUGGCGUCGCCCCGCACAAACUACCAGAACUCGUACAAGAACUUCCUCCCAAAGCUCUAUCCUGCGCUACUACUGGAGCUGUGAGCUCACAACUUCUCCAUCCUCAUUGGUUCAUCUCAGCUCAACAAUUCUAUAGCACGCAGAUCCUUAUUAAUUGCCGCGGCAGUUCAGAGCGAUUCACUGGAGCUCGUGCUAGCACGUCUAUUGUGCUCGCUUCCUCACCUUUGAUCGACGCAUCACGGAGUGUUGGAGUCAGCUGGGGGCCGCUGUCCGCACAGCCCAAGCACUAG
Acaulospora colombiana is the source of this 891-nucleotide messenger RNA. The record is from the annotation of a GenBank genome assembly. NCBI's taxonomy places the organism in Eukaryota, Fungi, Glomeromycota, Glomeromycetes, Diversisporales, Acaulosporaceae.